AUGUCUCAAGGAGUCUAUAGCGGCGGCGAUGGCGUCGGCGGCGGGAACACUCACGGUGCACCGCCUAAAUUAUACUUCUGUUACCAGUGUAACCACACGGUCUCCAUUAGACCUUCACCUACCGUCUCAUCCGAACUCUUUUGCCCCGAUUGUAGCGGUGGUUUUCUUGAAGAAUAUGAAAACCCUAACCCUAGCUCGACGACACCGAAUCCUUUUCUUGCCUUUGACGAUGAUUCUCCUUUCACCCCUUUCUCCACUGGUUUUCCCCUUGUCUUCUCCACUACGUCCCGUGGCUCCGGCGCUGCUUCUGACGAUUUUCAGAGUCCUACGGAUCUCUCUGCUCUCUUUGGUGGCCCUCUUUCACGAUCUGGAAGUUUCCAGAAUCCCGGUGAGUUCAAUCCCUUUGCAUUCCUUCAGAAUUAUCUCAGUACCUUACGGGCAGGUGGCGCCAACAUCCAGUUUGUUAUCGAGAACAAUAGUGAUGGUGAUCCGUCGGGGUUUCAUCUCCCUGCGAAUCUAGGAGACUACUUUAUUGGUCCGGGUUUAGAGCAACUGAUUCAACAGCUCGCUGAGAACGAUCCUAAUCGUUAUGGCACCCCCCCUGCGUCAAAGUCAGUGGUUCGGAACCUACCUAGCAUUAAGAUUACUGAUGAUUUGUUGGAAUCAGAUUAUUCUGAUUGUGCGGUGUGUAAAGAUAGCUUUGAGCUACAUGAGGAGGCGAAGCAAUUGCCGUGUAAGCACGUUUAUCAUCAGGAUUGCAUCAUACCUUGGUUGGAGCUGCAUAAUUCUUGUCCUGUUUGUCGCUUUGAGUUGCCCACUGAUGACCCGGAAUAUGAGAACAGGUCUUGUGAAGGCUCUGUUGCUGCUGGUGGUGGUCGUAAUAUGGGUGCUGCACGGUCAGGGGCGGCCUCUGUCAGUGGUGAUCCUCAAGAAAAUCCAGAGACCCCAAGUAAUACGGAGAGGAGGUUUAGGAUAAGCUUGCCUUGGCCUUUUACUGGAUUUGGCGCAUCUGCUGAGACAAGCAAUAGUGGAGCAGGGAACAGCAACUCAGGCCAUUCCAACUCGGGAAGUGGUGGUCAGGAUAGACAAGAAGAUCUUGGCUAAAGACAGAUACCGGGCGCAUCACGGGCAUGAUGCGAGCGCAUCAGCAUCACGCAUCGGCUUCCGGGACCCUUAAUGCAUCGGACCGCAUUGCACUUUUUAAAACCAAGGAUGGAGGCAUGACUCAUCUCUCCCUUGUCUUUCUUUCGUUUCCCCCUUAUCUCUUGCUUUUCUUCUGCUCUUGCGCCAGUAGUACCCCUCUUGUCUUCCUCUACUAUUCCUCACGUCUCUCUAUCUCUCUCACCGUAUCAUCUUUUAUUUCCUUUGUAUCUUUGAUGAAUUAUGCAAAUGGUUGAACGCAUAUUGUACUCUGUACCUGGUUACAAUGUUUCAUAUGGUAUAGUUGUCCCUUGUUUCCAUAUGACAUCCCGAGGUGACUAGAUUGGUGUCUUAUUUGUUCUUUAUUCAAAACAUAAAAGUGUAUUAAUUAUUUGUUUACUAUUUGACAAGCUGGUUCUAAAUUUUUUUUGUUAGAUAGUUCUUAUUUUUCUUUAUUUAAUUAAAGUGUAAUUAUUUAUUUCUUAACUAUUUGAUAAGU
Cynara cardunculus var. scolymus (artichoke) is the source of this 1639-nucleotide messenger RNA. RefSeq names its product E3 ubiquitin-protein ligase RING1-like. Lineage: Eukaryota; Viridiplantae; Streptophyta; Magnoliopsida; Asterales; Asteraceae. The record is from RefSeq and is a predicted model, not a curated record. The transcript is spliced from 2 exons. The coding region runs from base 1 to 1104 and encodes 367 amino acids. Gene Ontology annotation, biological process: protein ubiquitination. Gene Ontology annotation, molecular function: ubiquitin protein ligase activity. Gene Ontology annotation, cellular component: cytoplasm.